UCCUGUUUUUAAAAGUGUUUAACGAAUUUUUCUGGGUCAGUGGGUUUUCAGUUUUCAGAAGCAGGCGAUGUUUUUUUUCUGUUGCCUCAGCUGUGAUGAAGCUUUUCAGAAGGUGAACUUGAGCUACCGAACAGAGAAGGGGCUGUCCCUGCUGCAUCUCUGCUGCGUUGUGGGAGGUAGUAAAGCCCGUAUCCGCACCCUAAUGCUCAAAGGCCUGCGUCCUUCCAGACUGAGCAGGAAUGGAUUCACUGCGCUCCACCUGGCUGCUUACAAGGAUGAUGCUGAGCUGGUCACUGCACUACUUCAUGGAGGGUCAGACGUGCAGCAGGUUGGGUACGGGGCCCUCACUGCCCUGCAUGUCGCCACACUGGCUGGACACCAGGAGGCAGCAGAUAUUCUCCUACAGCAUGGAGCUUAUGUGAACGUCCAGGAUGCUGUGUUUUUUACCCCACUCCAUAUUGCUUCCUAUAACGGCCACGGGCAGGUGGCAAAGUUGCUGCUGAAGUUUGGGGCAGAUGUGAAUUCAAGCGGCGAGGUGGGGGACCGGCCGCUGCACCUGGCUGCAGCCAAGGGUUUCCUCAGCAUCAUUAGACUGCUGAUGGGAGAGGGGAGCAAAGUUGACGUGAACGCCCAGGACAAUGAGGAUCACGUUCCUCUCCACUUCUGCGCCCGUUUUGGUCACCAUGAGAUUGUGCGCUUCUUUCUGCAGGGCAACUUUGACGUACAGCCUCACUCUGUCAACAUCUACGGAGACACACCACUACACUUGGCCUGCUAUAAUGGCAAAUUUGCAACAGUUAAGGAGAUUAUACAGUUUUCUGGCACAGACAGUCUUACAAAGGAGAACAUCUUCAGCGAAACAGCACUUCACAGUGCAUGCACCUAUGGUAAAGACCUGGAGAUGGUGAAGUUUUUGUUGAGCCAGAGUGCUAUGAGCAUCAACCAUCAGGGCAGAGAUGGACACACAGCCCUGCACAGUGCUUGUUUCCAUGGCCACAUCCGCCUGGUGCAGUUCUUGCUGGACAGCGGGGCAGACAUGAACCUGGUUGCCUGCGACCCCAGCAGGUCCAGCGGGGAGAAGGACGAGCAAACCUGCCUGAUGUGGGCUUAUGAAAAAGGUCACGAUGCCAUCGUCACCUUAUUGAAACACUACAAACGUCCAGAUGACUCCCCCUGCAAUGAGUACUCCCAGCCAGGAGGUGAUGGGUCCUACGUUUCUGUCCCGUCUCCUCUGGGAAAGAUCAAAAGCAUGACUAAAGAGAAAGCAGAAGUUCUCCUGCUCAGAGCCAGCCUCCCAUCUCAUUUCCACCUUCAACUGUCUGAGCUGGAGUUUAAUGAAAUUAUUGGAUCAGGCUCCUUUGGAAGGGUUUACAAAGGAAAGUGCCGAAACAAAGUUGUUGCCAUAAAACGCUAUCGAGCCAGCACAUACUGCUCAAAGUCAGACGUGGAUAUGUUCUGCAGAGAGGUGUCCAUCCUCUGUCGCCUCAAUCACCCCUGUAUCAUCCAGUUUGUGGGAGCGUGUCUGGACGACCCCAGUCAGUUUGCCAUCGUCACCCAGUACGUCUCUGGAGGCUCACUGUUUUCUCUGCUUCACGAGCAGAAGAGCAGAGCAGUCCGUCUCAGGUCUCAUUAUCCUCCUGGGAAGUGGCCCCUCACCAACCCCCCCUCCCCUCCUUUGCCGGGAUCAUCAUUGAUCCAGAUGAAGUGUUCCGCUAACUGUGUGCCCAGGCUUAUUGACCUGCAGUCCAAGCUCAUCAUUGCCAUCGACGUGGCCAAGGGCAUGGAGUACCUGCACAACCUCACCCAGCCUAUCAUCCACCGUGACCUCAACAGUCACAAUAUUCUGCUUUAUGAGGAUGGACAUGCUGUGGUGGCUGAUUUUGGAGAAUCCAGAUUUCUACAAUCUGUGGAAGAGGACAACAUGACCAAGCAGCCAGGGAACCUGCGCUGGAUGGCUCCCGAGGUCUUCACCCAGUGUACUCGCUACUCAGUGAAAGCAGAUAUGUUCAGCUACGCCCUCUGUCUGUGGGAGCUGCUUACUGGAGAAAUUCCCUUCGCUCACCUGAAACCUGCUGCUGCAGCAGCAGACAUGGCCUACCAUCACAUCCGGCCUCCUGUUGGCUACUCCAUCCCCAAACCCAUCUCUGCACUACUGAUGAGAGGCUGGAACGCCUGCCCAGAGGACAGGCCUGAGUUCUCUGAAGUGGUUACCAACCUAGAGGAAUGCUUGUGCAAUGUUGAGCUGAUGUCUCCAGCCUCCAGUAACAGCAGCGGCUCCCUGUCACCCUCCCCCUCCUCGGACUGUCUGCUUGGGCGUGGAGGACCCGGCCGGAGCCACGUGGCCGCCCUGCGCUCCAGGUUUGAGCUGGAGUACGCUCUCAACACUCGCGCCUACGCCUUCUGGACUCAGAGUGAGCGGAGACGUGCAUCUGGAGGCCUUUCACUGGAGGAACUAAGAAGGAACAUGCAGUUUUCUCCUAUUGAUCGAAACGGGUAUGUGUCUGAUCCCAUGAGCACUAUGCGAUUCUGCUCUUCCUACAGCAGCAGUGGCAGCUUCGAAGACAGUAACUAACUCUUCCAAGAGCUCCGAGCACUUUUUAUUAUGUGCUAACUAAUUCAGACAUUUGUCACUGUUAUUGAGUUUUCACUGUAUAUAUAUGCAGGUGGUAGAUGUAGUAGAUAUUGCCGACUAACUUGCUAACUAAGAUGAGUAUUUAGUUGUAGCAUAAUGUAUAAAGACGAGUGGUUUUUGAAUUUACACCUUACCUCCCAAUAUUUUUUGCCCUGUGUUACUUUAAGUUCAUUUGAUACAAACAAUGUGUAAAAUUUGUGCAUUAUUCAGUUCUUGUAAAUACAUGACCAGCAGAUUUUGUUUUUGUGUACAUGCUUUGCAUAAAUCUGAAAUGCAAGCUUUGAGAAGCCCAGUUAAUGUAUGCAAUGAUCCUGAUGUUCAGUGUAUACACAUCUUAAUCUUUUUGUUUGUCAAGAAGAAAAAAAAAACAGAAAGUCCACUGUC
Thunnus maccoyii (southern bluefin tuna) is the source of this 3016-nucleotide messenger RNA. It is a transcript of the gene tnni3k, whose product is annotated as TNNI3 interacting kinase. The record is from RefSeq and is a predicted model, not a curated record. Lineage: Eukaryota; Metazoa; Chordata; Actinopteri; Scombriformes; Scombridae. Gene Ontology annotation, molecular function: RNA polymerase II-specific DNA-binding transcription factor binding; protein kinase activity; ATP binding. Gene Ontology annotation, cellular component: nucleus. Bases 68 to 2572 code for a protein of 834 amino acids. Gene Ontology annotation, biological process: protein phosphorylation; proteolysis; regulation of transcription by RNA polymerase II. The transcript is spliced from 24 exons.